ACGGCUGCAGGGAGGAAGCCUCUGUAGAGGACACAGACAGCCGUUGGUUUUUAUUCAUCAUGCCGAGAAAAAAGGAUUUGUCAACAGAUGAGGUUGAGAUUGAUAUGGAAGAUGAUGGCAGUGACAGUGAUGACGGUGCCAGCCGGAGGCGAGGCAACAGGAGACAAGCAGCUGGAAGACCGGCUGCAAAGGGAAGAGCCCGUGGCAAAAAAGCAGCCGAUGAGGAAGAGGAAAGUGAGGCUCCUAGGCCAAGAAGGGGGCCAAGUGCAAAGAAACCAACCAAAAAAGGCAGAGAUGAUGAUGAGGAUGAUGAAAGUGAAUACGAAGGCCCCAAGAAGAAGAAGCGAGGGGGAGCCGCCACUAAGAAAAAAGGGGGAAAAACCUUGGACAGUGAUGAGGACAGUGACGAGCAGAAGGGAAAGAAGGGGAAAAAGGGAGGAGGAAGGAAAGGAGUAAAAGAGGAGGAUGACAGUAAAGGCAAGAAGGGAGAUGCCAAAGGAAAAGACAAAAAGAAGAAGAAGAAGAAAGACGAAAGUUCAUCUGACUCCACUUCAAGCUCCGAUGAGGAUGAGGAAUCCCUGUCUGAGGGAGAGAUGGCCCUUUUGAUGGAGGAGGUGGAAGAAAAGAAGAAGCUGAUAUCAACCAUCAGGAACAAACCAUGGAGGAUGAAGAGGCGGCUCACACACCUGAAGGAAGCUCAAGAGUUUGUGGAUAAGUUUGAAGGAGCUCUCGGCAAAGGAAAAGGCAGGAAGUGGUAUGCCUACAAAGUCAUGAUGACAAAGAAAUGGAUUAAGUUCCAGAGGGAUUUUGAAAACUUCAAAACAGCCUGUAUUCCCUGGGAGAGGAAGAUCAAAGAAGUGGAAAGUCACUUUGGUUCUUCUGUAGCUUCUUACUUCAUCUUCCUUCGCUGGAUGUACGGGAUGAACCUCGUUAUGUUUGGUUUCACUUUCGGCCUGGUGGUUAUUCCUGAGGUUUUGAUGGGCCUUCCAUAUGGGUCCAUUCCCAGGAAGACUGUUCCUCGAGCUGAACAGGCAACUGCUCAAGACUACUCUGUCCUCAUGGAUUUCAAUGGAUACUGCAAGUAUUCCGUCCUGUUUUAUGGCUACUAUAACAGCCAGAGGACCAUCGGCUUGCUUAAGUUUAGGCUGCCUCUCGCCUACCUCAUGGUCGGGAUUGGAACAUUUGGCUACAGUUUGAUGGUUGUGAUCCGCACAAUGGCAAAAAAUGCAGACCUCGGUGGCGGUGAUGGAGAAGAUGGAGAGUUCACUUUUGCCUGGAAGAUGUUCACCAGCUGGGAUUAUCUCAUUGGAAACGCGGAGACUGCAGACAACAAGUAUGCAUCCAUCACCACCAGCUUCAAGGAGUCCAUUGUGGAUGAGCAAGAAAACCAGAAGGAUGAGAACAUUCAUCUGAGGAGGUUCCUCAGGGUCCUAGCUAACGUACUCAUCAUCUGCAGCCUCGGAGGAAGCGGAUACCUCAUCUACUUUGUGGUGAAGAGGUCUCAGGAGUUUGCCAACAGAAAUGAUCUCAGCUGGUAUGAGAAAAAUGAGUUGGAGCUCAUCAUGUCUCUGUUGGGACUUUUGUGUCCUCCUCUUUUUGAGACGAUUGCUGAGCUAGAGGACUACCAUCCUCGCAUCGCCCUCAAGUGGCAGCUAGGACGCAUCUUUGCUCUUUUAUUGGGAAACCUCUACACGUUCCUGUUUGCCCUCUUCGAUGAGGUCAACACCAAGCUUGAAGAAGAGCAGUCCAUAAAGAAUGCCACUAUAUUGGCUCUGAAGGAAUAUUACGCCAAUUACACACGCCUGGUCAAUGACACCGAAGCCACCCCACCCCCAAUGAACCCCGCUGAUGUGAUCAGAGGACCAUGCUGGGAGACCGCUGUUGGCAUAGAAUUUGUGAAGCUGACCGUGUCGGACAUUCAAGUCACCUACCUCACCAUCCUGAUCGGUGAUUUCGCCAGAGCUGUCAUUGUGCGUUUCCUCAACUACUGCUGGUGCUGGGACCUGGAAGCCGGAUUUCCAUCAUAUGGAGAGUUUGACAUCAGUGGUAAUGUCUUGGGACUUGUCUUCAAUCAAGGAAUGAUCUGGAUGGGGGCGUUUUAUGCUCCCGGACUGGUUGGCAUCAACGUACUCCGCCUGCUGACGUCCAUGUACUAUCAGUGUUGGGCCGUCAUGGCUACCAAUGUUCCUCAUGAGCGAGUCUUCAAGGCUUCCAAAUCCAACAACUUCUACAUGGGUCUGCUGCUCCUCAUCCUUUUCCUUAGUUUGUUGCCUGUGGUCUACACCAUCAUGACACUCCCACCCUCAUUUGAUUGUGGACCCUUCAGUGGGAAAGCAAAAAUGUUUGAUGUGAUCAUUGAGACGAUCGACCUGGACCUGCCAGCCUUUAUCGGGACGCUGUUUGGCUAUGUAGCCAACCCAGGCCUCAUCAUACCAGCUGUUUUGCUCAUGGUCCUUGCCAUCUACUAUUUGAACUCUGUUUCGGAAGCGUACAAAAACUCCAACUUUGAUCUGAAGAAGAAGAUGCAGAUGGCUCGCGAUGAAGAAAAGAACCGGAGGAACAACACAGACAGCACCAACGAGGUUAUGAAAGACUUGGAGGACCUGCUGCCAAACCGCUCUCUGGCGCCUCCUGCUCCACCACCAGAGCCUGAAAAAAAGACAUCAGAUCCAAAACCAAUGAAGACAAAACCUGGGGCAGCUGGGAAAGGUGUUCACCUUCAGAAAGAUGUUGCACUUGCAACAUCCAAUCCUGACACUCGAGGGCCAGUCGUUCGACCGCCUGGACAAAGAGGACCCGGCCCAAUAUCCGGUCCUGGCCGAGGGCGCGGCCGUGGAAGAAGACCCCCUCCAAGAUAAUGACAACGUGACUAGUUGGUACCACAUGACAGGUUGUGACAUGGACUAUAUAAUUUGACUCAUGCAUGGCAAUUAGCCCCUUUUUACUUACUUAUCUGUAAAAACUAUUAUGAAACCAGUAAAAUGCAUCUCAUCUAUUUAAAAUAUGCACUGCUUAAAUUCAAUAAAAAACACAGGAAGUGUUUUUUAUACAUAGCUUUGUUGGAUUUAUUUGCGAGAGCCUUUCAGUAAAAUUAGCUCUGCUUGGUGUCGUGUGUAUGAUUCCUUGAUAUCAUUUUAAUGAGUUUGUAAAGUGAAAUGGUUUUCUAUUGCAUAACGGCGUUGGUAUUUGUAUUGUAUUUUGUAUUGCAAUUUGUAACCCCUUACGGCAGGGGUGUCAAACUCAUUUUUGUAGCGGGCCGCAUUGUAGUCAUAGCUUCUCUUGGAGGGCCAUUAUGACUGUCAACCCAAAUAAAUGUAUGAGCACCUCAUAUUAUAUCCAGUAAAAGCUACAAAACAAACGGGCAAAUAACUCGUUUUCAAAUCAGACGAGUAAAAACUUGUCAAAUAUUAAAAGAGAUUAUUAAAAGUGAAGACAAUUUGCAAUUCUAGUUAUGACACACAAAUUUGAUGCACAAUUUGUCUUCGCGGGCCACAUAAAAUGAUGUGGCGGGCCGUAUCUGGCCCCCGGGCCUUGAGUUUGACACCUGUGCCUUACGGAAUUUGUAGACGAGAAACAGGGCAGAAAUAGACAAAUGUGAGGGGAGCAAAUAAGUAUACAUGGACAUUAUUGCUAAUUUUGUAUCAAAGAAGGCCAGAAGGCAGCACUUUUGAAAUUAUGUAAUCUAAUAUCAACAAAAAUAUAAAAUAAAAGCAACAAGAAUCACCUCAGUUUUUCCCCCUAUUUGUGAAAUGUAAGAUUUUUUAAAAUAUUACAUUUGUCUGGAAUUUUUUUCUUUUUUUAAGGUUUCUCACUUUUUGGCACUCCUACAUUUUGAUUAGGAGCAUUCAUGCACGUCAUAAAGUCAAAGUGCAAUAAUUGCAGUGUUGUUUGGUUGUUUAU
Molecule: messenger RNA, 3900 nt
Organism: Syngnathus typhle (broad-nosed pipefish)
Lineage: Eukaryota; Metazoa; Chordata; Actinopteri; Syngnathiformes; Syngnathidae
Gene: tmc2a
Product: transmembrane channel-like 2a
Exons: 20
Coding region: 60-2858 (932 amino acids)
Biological process (GO): vestibular reflex; detection of mechanical stimulus involved in sensory perception of sound
Cellular component (GO): plasma membrane
Molecular function (GO): mechanosensitive monoatomic ion channel activity
Source: RefSeq, a predicted model, not a curated record